Molecule: messenger RNA, 3318 nt
Organism: Phacochoerus africanus (Common warthog)
Lineage: Eukaryota; Metazoa; Chordata; Mammalia; Artiodactyla; Suidae
Gene: ZNF668
Product: zinc finger protein 668
Exons: 3
Coding region: 1011-2870 (619 amino acids)
Source: RefSeq, a predicted model, not a curated record
UCCCUCCCCACCCCCCCCGCCUCGGGGCUCCUGAGUCCUCCUUGGGUCCUAACUUAGAAGCCACCAACCACUGAAGUGUACAGAUGAGGAAACAGGCCUGGAAAGGAGCACUAGGAGUUCCCCUAUGGUGCAGAAGGUCAAGGAUCUGGCAUUGUCACUGCAGUGGCUUGGCUCGCUACUAUGGCACCUGUUCGAUCCCUGGCCCUGGAACGUCUACAUGCUGUGGGCACUGCCAAAAUUAAAGAAAGAAAGGAGCUCUAGAAUCCAGGCUUCCUAUCUCCCAGCCCAGCUUCUGGACUUACCUGCUUCCCCUCCCUUCCCUAGAGUACUGUCCUUCCCCCCACCCUGGCUGCCCCCAGCAGCUGCUGCAAGCACUCCUUAAGUGGAUCUGCCUUAAUCCUCUUCCCUUCAUCCCCCAGGGAGGAUGAGCUGGUGUUAAGACUAAUGCAGCCAUUAAUCCUAUUUCCUCCCAGCCAUGAUCCCCAGGAGCAGCUGGGUGGAGGGUGUCUGGGCCCCAAACCGAGAAAGAAGGGGCCUUAGCUAGAGCCUGGUCCCAGGAGACCAGGCUAGAGCAGACAUCACAUCUGAGUCAGAGCCUUCUCACUUCUGCUAACAGUGGAUCAAGCUUCCUUGAGAGUAACUGAGCUCCCCCAUUCCCAGAGCUAUGGGAGCAAGAACCAAACCACUCCAGAGCAGAGGGUGGACCAGGAUUCCUACCUGGGGUGGAGUCCCGUCCAGCUGUGCAAGGCCAGGAUUCUGUGUGAACAGUUGCUGACGCUGAAAACUAACCAACCAGAGGGGAGAGACAAAAUACCUAUGCUGGGAACCUAUCCCUUUCAGCCAAAUGGUGCCAGUCACCACAUUUAGCCCAUUGUCUUUGUCAUCUUCUGGCCUGGACACUUGGAGACCUUCAGGCCAGACUCGUAUCUGGGCCUCUAUGUCUGCAGCCUUGCACAGGUCUUGGACGCUGAGCUGAAGAAGGAAGAUGAGAAGCCCAGCCCAUCAAGGCCAUGGAGGUAGAGUCUUUGGAGGACCGGUCCCCAGCCCCGGGGUACAAGCGCUCUGGCCGCCGCUAUAAGUGCCUAUCCUGUACCAAGACAUUUCCAAAUGCGCCCCGCGCAGCACGUCACGCUGCCACACAUGGGCCUGCAGACUGCACAGAGGAGGCAGCCGAGGUGAAGCUGAAGCCAGAGACAGACCCCAAAGCGGAGGAUGCCAGUGGGGACAAGGUAUCAGGUGCAGCGGCUAAGCCUCGGCCCUACGCGUGCCCGCUGUGCCCCAAGGCUUACAAAACGGCACCAGAGCUGCGCAGUCACGGGCGCAGCCACACGGGCGAGAAGCCCUUCCCCUGCCCGGAGUGCGGCCGCCGCUUCAUGCAGCCCGUGUGCCUGCGCGUGCACCUAGCCUCGCACGCAGGUGAGCUGCCCUUCCGCUGCGCGCACUGCCCCAAGGCCUAUGGCGCGCUCUCCAAGCUCAAGAUCCACCAGCGCGGCCACACCGGCGAGAGGCCCUACACCUGCGCCGACUGCGGCAAGAGCUUCGCAGACCCCUCGGUAUUCCGAAAGCACCGGCGCACGCACGCAGGCCUGCGGCCCUAUGGCUGCGAGCGCUGUGGCAAAGCCUAUGCUGAGCUCAAGGACCUCCGCAACCACGAGCGGUCCCACACAGGCGAGCGCCCCUUCCUCUGCUCAGAGUGUGGGAAGAGCUUCUCCCGCUCGUCCUCACUCACCUGCCACCAGCGCAUCCACGCUGCACAGAAGCCUUACCGUUGCCCGGCCUGCGGCAAGGGCUUCACGCAGCUCAGCUCCUACCAGAGUCACGAGCGCACGCACUCGGGCGAGAAGCCCUUCCUGUGCCCGCGCUGCGGCCGCAUGUUCUCCGACCCCUCGAGCUUCCGGCGUCACCAGCGGGCCCACGAGGGCGUGAAGCCCUACCGCUGCGAGAAAUGUGGCAAAGACUUCCGUCAGCCUGCCGACCUGGCCAUGCACCGGAGGGUGCACACGGGCGACCGGCCGUUCAAGUGCUUGCAGUGCGACAAGACGUUCGUGGCGUCCUGGGACCUCAAGCGACACGCGUUGGUGCACUCGGGCCAGCGGCCCUUCCGCUGUGAGGAGUGCGGGCGGGCCUUUGCUGAGCGAGCCAGCCUCACAAAACACAGCCGGGUGCACUCGGGUGAGCGCCCCUUCCACUGCAAUGCCUGCGGAAAGUCCUUCGUGGUCUCGUCAAGCCUGAGGAAGCACGAGCGGACUCAUCGAAGUAGCGAGGCCGCAGGGGCUCCCCCGCAACAGGAGCUGGUAGUGGGGCUGGCGCUGCCAGUCAGCGUGGCAGGCGAGGGCUCAGCCACUCCGGCAGCAGGGGCGGGGCUCGGGGACCCUCCAGCCGGGCUGCUGGGGCUGCCCCCGGAAUCAGGAGGUGUGAUGGCCACCCAGUGGCAAGUGGUGGGCAUGACGGUGGAGCACGUGGAGUGCCAAGAUGCUGGGGUUGGGGAGGCUCCUGGUCCCUUGGGGGGGGCAGGCGAGGUGGGGGGUGAGGAGGUGGACGAGAAACCACCACAGUUUGUGUGCCGGGAGUGCAAGGAGACCUUCUCCACGCUGACGUUGCUGCGAAGGCACGAGCGCUCACACCCAGAGCUCCGGCCCUUUCCCUGCACCCAGUGUGGGAAGAGCUUCUCAGACAGGGCUGGGCUGCGCAAGCACAGCCGCACCCACAGCUCUGUGCGCCCCUACACCUGCCCCCACUGCCCCAAGGCCUUCUUGAGUGCCAGCGACCUGCGCAAGCACGAACGCACCCACCCUGUGCCCAUCGGGACCCCUACACCCCUGGAGCCCCUUGUGGCUUUGCUGGGAAUGCCUGAAGAGGGGCCAGCCUGAGGCCCACGCCCCUUCCGCCACACUCCUAGGAGCUCUGCCCCUUCAGGGUGCCUCCUGAAUUUCCCUUUGCCCCAGCUCACUCUUAGACUCCAGAUCCAUACCUGUGUCCCCAGGCAGCUAGCUCACCUUCCUGACAGAGCUGGGGACAGCAGAGGCUGGCAAGAGACAUGGCUCUCUGGGCACCACUCAUUAAAACACUCACUUUGACACUAGGUUGUUUUCUUGUCUGGUUGGGGAUGAGUGGGAAUUUGGGCAUCAGAUGGGCUUCAGUGGAGACCCCAGGGUUGACAGAUUAGAAACUAGAAGGGUCUUUGGAUGCAUUGCUUUCUCUAAAUAACGUUUCAGAAAUGUCUUGUGACAAAGGAUUCCAUGGUCAAGUAAGUACAGGAAAUCCCUGUACCUGUCUUGGGGAUUCUUGGUGAUCAAAGUAUUAAAAUCAUUGAUAAGA